GUGGAAUGAUCCUACUGAGAGCAGGAAGAUGCAUGAGGACUUGACAAGGACUUACUUCACACCGAACGAGGUUGCUUCACACAACUCAUCGCAAAAUGACUGCUGGGUGUCCUUUCUGGGAAGAGUGUACAACCUGACAGAUCUCAUACUGGAGAACAAAGGUUGGUAUGAAGAUGCGGAGAAGAGGAGAAGAAUGACUGUUAAGCUUGCAGGAGCUCUGAUCCAGCCCAUCGCGGAUGCGGCAGGGAAGGACAUAUCGCACUGGUUUGAUCCGAAGGGGGAUGUUAAGAGGCACAUCAAUAUGGAGACGGGGAUAGAGGAAUACUACACUCCGAUGGGACGAUUUCUCCACAUUCCGCCGUCUGAUCCUAGCAUGGACUUCAAUACAGACUUCGAUCUCCCUUGGUGGAAAGAUCAUGAAUCUGCUGAGCCGAAAUAUUGGGUGGGAAUGCUGUCAAAGAAGACGAGGAUGAUUCGGAUCGUAAACAUGUUGACAAAGGAUGAGCACACAGUAGAGGUCUGUUCGGAAGACAUUCUCGAGCAGAUUCAAAGCAAGUAUCUCAUGCACAACAAGCAUGCCGCGAGCUACACCUGGAAGAGGUUGCCUCGUCCUGGGGUUGAGAAGGAGAUGGUUGUGUUGGACAUGAAGAAAACAUUGGAACAGAACGGGGUUGUGGACGAGAGUGAAGAGUUUGAAGAGCUCGGGUUGGAUGACGAUUAUUUCAUCCCUUCCUUGCACUUGUAUUACAAAGACGACCUCACGGUUGCGUGAAGACAUUAAAGAAGACUGAGAUUU
This is a messenger RNA of Guillardia theta CCMP2712, 796 nucleotides long. RefSeq lists its product as hypothetical. NCBI's taxonomy places the organism in Eukaryota, Cryptophyceae, Pyrenomonadales, Geminigeraceae. The transcript has 7 exons. Bases 29 to 772 code for a protein of 247 amino acids. The record is from RefSeq and is a predicted model, not a curated record.